AUGCCGACAUCACUUCCGGAUCCCGUCUUGGCCUUGUCCAUGGACAAUGUGCUCAAGAUGAACGACCUCAGCCUCGACCAACUCGCCAACCUCUGGAACGUCUUCACCAAGUGCGCGGAAUCGCUCGAGUCUGGUCGACGUCUCGAAAACCUCUCUUGGCGUCUAUGGUUUCGUGAGGCCCACAUUCUUCCACCGGAUACCUCGCUUUCCGACCUCACCGACUUCACUCCGCUCGAUACGCCUCUUAUCAGCCGUGCAAACAGCAUAACCGGCAGCUACAUGCCUGUCCGCCUCUCCACAACUGCAACUCUGCGCUCCGGAAGUGCGCUCUCCGAUCCCGAAGACGGCAACGACUCCGACUACUCGACCGACAGCGAGAGCGGCAUCGCGUCCACCAGCGCAGCGCCAGUCCCAUCGGUACCUACGUCCACACCCGUCAAGCGGAGGGUCAAGCUGGAUCGUACCGGUCGAGCUACCACAUCAUCUUCAUCCCAUGGCACCACCGUCGCUCCCUCUACACCCUCGGUAGCUGCUCAGCGAACCAGACUCGCGGAGAGUAUCGCGGAGCGCACCAGUCGUACUAUGAGCGCCGCAUCCCGUCGCGCCAAUCUCGCCGACAUGGACGCCGAAGUGUCGCGACGCAAGCGAGGCAUCUCAUCUUCGUCGGCCUUCGGGAGCAAAGCUCGCGUCAAGCAGCGCAACCAGGAAGGCGCAUCGCGCCGACGUCCGUUGAGCUUCCAGACCGCGCUCGAGAACCUGGUCCUCACCAGCCGUGCCGAUAACUUCGCUUCGCUUCGUGGCACGCAGGGCAGCAUGCCUCAGCUCAACGCCAGCACAAGCGCACUGGACGCUCCUCGCAGAUGUCAAGACAACAGCGACGAUGGCGAGAGAAACAGCGCGCCAGCUGAACUGAGCCCCAUCAAGAGCUCCAGCAUUGCUCAAGUCGCCCUUGCCUCCCAGCUGCGCAACGUGCUCGAGCCAUCUGCGGCCGACCGGGCGACAAUUCCUCUUUCCCCGAAAUCGGUACGAGCUGCAGCCAGCGAAGAGCAUUGUGAUGCGCCAGAGACGCGUGGUCCUCUUUCUCCUACCAAGAUGGCGGUGGCUUUGGCGCCCACCAUUGGGGCCAUUUCGAGACGUGGCUCACAAACGAUGCUGUCAGAUGCGAACAAGGCUGCCCAGUGCCAGGCUCAAGCUGCAUCGGCCUCUCGACCGGACGAGCACGCCAAGACCGACUCAGUCGAGGACCGACCUGCGUCACCGCAGCAGCUCAUGCCUCCUCCAUCAGGAUUGCCCGAGCCCACGCCGGCCGCAUCUGUCAUCAAGCAGAAACUCUCAGCCGAGCAGCCCGCCUCCGCCACGGAACAGGCUGAAGAGGCCGUCGCCACCGACGACCAUCACAAUGAAGGUUCACGCGCAUCGAUGGGCAUGGUGCGCUCCGACUCCGCUUCCAGUGCCUCGACACAAGCUUCUCAUCGUUCGACAGCCAACGGCGUCGGUGUGCGCCGAUCCAGCCAGGCUCGAAUCACGUCGAAAUCCUCUGCCGGCACUCUGCACGCCGGCAAUCGAUCCAAAUCUUCAUCUGGCUUGCAUCGAGCAGCCAAGAACAGCAAGAGCUCAGACAGAAUCGCUGGUGCGCCUGCCAGACCUGCGCCUCGUCACAACCUGUUGUCUGGACUCGCCAUGACCCGGACCACCACCGAACCCAAACCAGCGCACGCCGUGGCCCGUAAGCCUGUACCAGCCGAGGCGCAAGUUGCCAGGGUAGCAGCUGCCGCUGCUGCCAAGAAGGCGCCUGUCAAGUUCACUAUGGGCGGCGACGAGAGCGACUCGGACGCAUAUGAGGACGAAAGCAGCGACGACGCCGAGGCAGCCCCAUCGAAACCUGCCGCUGGUGUCUCAGGACAGGCGGCCGCUUCCAAGGCCAGCAACGCGAGCAAGUCCAAGCAGGACUCGGACGAGAUCGUCGAGCUCGAGGAGGCCAACAACGAUGAGAAUGAUGACGACUGGGCGAGCGACAGCGAAGCUGAGGAGCAGGAUCGUCGAAUGCGCCAGGCCGCAGAGGCUGAACGUCGCAAGCGCGAGGAAGAGGAGCGACACAGAAGUAUGUUCCAGAAGCAAGCGAUCCGCUCCAAGUCGGCCGCCGAUCUGCGCCUGCUGGCACCCAACGAGGUCCGUUCGGCUGGACCGAGCCCUCCCGAGCAGCCCGUGCGCGGCUUGCUCAGCUCGCUCUUUCAUCCAGACGAGCAGCACCCUCCUCCUGGCCAACUGACGGGCCGCCCGCACGCCUCGGCUGCCGACCUGCGGAGCAGGCCAAGCAUGUCGUCGCAACGCAGCCUUUCCAAUGCAGCCCGAUCGCCUCCAGCUGUGCGCCGACCCCGUGCCCACCGUGACAGCAACGACAGCACCAGCCACGCGCCGCGAUCGUUGCGCGAAGGCAGCUUCGCAGGCCUCACCGGCCUCAAAACGAGCAAGAGCGCGGUGGCGCUGCCUUUGCUGGACACGCACAUCACGCGCUCCUCGACCGGAGGCAAGGCCAAGCAAGACGAGCAGAGCGUAGCUGGCGGAAGCCACCACUCGGAUGGUAGCGCCAGCAGUCCCGACUCGCCAGUGGCGGCCGCUUCGUUUGGCAGACCAGGAAGCAUGGCUCUGGCUCGGCUACACGCGCUUAGCAGCAUGAAGGCGCACUCGAAGCGAAACUCGAGCUCGAACGGGCAAGCAGCAGAUCAGAACGUAGCAGGAUCACAGCAGCGACGUCACCGAUCGGAGGCCGAUACGCAGCUGGAUCGCGAAGCAUCGUCGCGUUCGCUGCGCCUUGAAGUGAGCCCAGACGACCGUGACUUUGCGAUUCCUUCGCGUGCCUCGCUGACCAACUUGGCACAGAGUCACCAUCGUCAGUCGGCUCCGUCGCUGGCCACGCGUCAUUCGGACCAGCAACAGUCGCGCAGCUCGCAGCGCGAUGCUCUUGGCUCUGGGUCACGCUCCAACAGCGAGGGCUUGCCCUCGGGACACGCGUCCUUGCAGCAGAACGGCGCCAGCAUGCACGGACCGGUGUCGAUCUCGCGUCCUCGGUCGUCGGUUGACUUGCCCGAAGCAGCGGCACCGCAGACACCUCGAACCACACGACGCAACAUGCUCCGCGACGAGCUUUCGGAAUCGCUCCGCCAAAACCUGCUAUGGGAGCGCCAGAGCCGCUCUAGAAUGAUGGGACUUGGCGCUCCCAUGGCCGCCAUCAACCAGCCCCAGCCUCAGGGUCCGGGUCAUCGACGAGACAAUGUGCUCAACGGCAACGCGCUGCGACCGUUGACCAGCACAGGCUCAUCCACGGCCGAUCGAAGGAACGGCGGUGAACCUAAACCCAAACGCUACUCGGAGGAAUGGGGAAGCUUCCACCACAAGGGCUGGUAA
Pseudozyma hubeiensis SY62 is the source of this 3405-nucleotide messenger RNA. RefSeq lists its product as hypothetical. Bases 1 to 3405 code for a protein of 1134 amino acids. The record is from RefSeq and is a predicted model, not a curated record. Lineage: Eukaryota; Fungi; Basidiomycota; Ustilaginomycetes; Ustilaginales; Ustilaginaceae. The transcript has a single exon. Gene Ontology annotation, biological process: regulation of nitrogen utilization; mitochondria-nucleus signaling pathway; negative regulation of transcription by RNA polymerase II. Gene Ontology annotation, cellular component: cytoplasm.